This is a messenger RNA of Miniopterus natalensis, 390 nucleotides long. It is a transcript of the gene PATE1, whose product is annotated as prostate and testis expressed 1. NCBI's taxonomy places the organism in Eukaryota, Metazoa, Chordata, Mammalia, Chiroptera, Miniopteridae. The record is from RefSeq and is a predicted model, not a curated record.
AUGGUCAGGGCCCUGCUGCUGGGGCUCCCCUUGCUGCUGGGCGGCUUUAGAGUACUCUCCGGGUCAUUUUCAAACAGAGAUGAUGGCAUGCGAGAUCUGCUCUCACUUCCGUUUCUCUACUCUCUGGUCCAAAUUAUAGAUAUUAUUCAGUGCAGGAUGUGCCACAUGCAGUUUCCAGGAGAGCAAUGUUCCAAAGGCAGGGGGAUAUGCAUUGCAGCCCUGGACGAGGCUUGCAUGGUUGGGACGGUUGUCGCAAGUGAGGGCAUGCUCCAGUUCAGCUUCCUGGGCUGCCUGAAGAAGUGCGCCAAUGUGGACCACAUACAGUGGAACGAGUUCCAGGUGAACUUCAGGUGCUGCAGGUCUUACGACUUCUGCAACGAAGUCCUCUAG